Vigna angularis (adzuki bean) is the source of this 1283-nucleotide messenger RNA. RefSeq names its product probable prolyl 4-hydroxylase 9. The transcript has 8 exons. Bases 228 to 1133 code for a protein of 301 amino acids. Gene Ontology annotation, biological process: peptidyl-proline hydroxylation to 4-hydroxy-L-proline. Gene Ontology annotation, molecular function: L-ascorbic acid binding; iron ion binding; procollagen-proline 4-dioxygenase activity. The record is from RefSeq and is a predicted model, not a curated record. NCBI's taxonomy places the organism in Eukaryota, Viridiplantae, Streptophyta, Magnoliopsida, Fabales, Fabaceae. Gene Ontology annotation, cellular component: endoplasmic reticulum.
GAUUUAAUGCAAAUUCAAAUCAAUCAACAGUGGACCUAAACAAGGUGCAGCAGCUGUAAAUCCGUUAGGAAAAAAGUAGUUAGCAGCUGCAAGAAGCGCAUGGUCAACUUGGGACUCGAAUCGGUCACGCGCUAUAUUGUUCAGAGUUGCUCUGCUCCUGGUAGUAAGUUAGCAUUCGUUUUGCACUUCGAACAAAGUAAACCGUAGUAACGCUCCGCACAAUCCACAUGAAAACCAAAACGGUUAAGGGAAAUUGGAAAUGGAAUUGGAAGACGAACAGGCUCGGCUUGCCUUUCGUCUUCCUUAUAUGCAUCUUCUUCUUUCUCGCUGGAUUCUUUGCUUCCAGUCUUUUCUCUCACUAUCAGGAACGUGAAGAUGACCUCAGGCUGAUGCCGAGAGCGAGAACAAGGUUAACUGAAAAAUCGACGGAGGAGGAGACUGGGUAUCAUUUGUUGCAAGCUGGAGAGUCCGGAGAUGAUUCCAUUACAUCGAUUCCUUUUCAGGUUUUGAGUUGGUACCCUCGCGCUCUGUAUUUUCCUAAUUUUGCGAGUGCACAACAAUGUGAAAGCAUAGUUAAAAAGGCAAAAGUAGGACUCAAGCCAUCAUCAUUAGCGUUACGUAAGGGAGAAACGGAGGAGAAUACAAAGGGAAUCAGAACAAGCUAUGGUGUUUUUAUGAGUGCUUCCGAGGAUGAAACGGAGACUUUAUAUGCCGUUGAGGAGAAAAUUGCCAGAGCAACAAAAAUUCCUAGAUCUCAUGGAGAGGCAUUUAAUAUCCUACGCUAUGAGGUUGGACAGAAAUACAAUUCUCAUUAUGAUGCAUUUGAUUAUGCUGAAUAUGGCCCACAAAAGAGCCGACGGGUAGCUUCUUUUUUGCUGUAUUUGACUGAUGUUCCAGAAGGUGGGGAGACCAUGUUUCCGUUUGAGAACGGAUUCAACAUGGACGGUAACUAUAAUUUCGAGGACUGUAUUGGUUUAAAAGUAAAGCCACGCAAAGGAGAUGGGCUUCUAUUUUAUUCACUAUUACCUAAUGGUACAAUAGAUCAGACAUCACUCCACGGAAGCUGUCCCGUCAUAAAAGGAGAGAAGUGGGUGGCAACAAAGUGGAUAAGGGAUCAAAUACAAGACGAUUAAAUGAAUGUUACCUGCAAUUGAUUCUCAAGCUCCACUGGUAGCAAUAUUUACGUCAACAGCCAUUUAGAUUUUGUUCUAAAAUAUGUUUAUAGCUUUGAUGACUAAUCGAGGACAAAAUUUAAUGAGAAUUGUGAAGAUUUGGACAAUGCA